This is a messenger RNA of Sorex araneus (European shrew), 1007 nucleotides long. It is a transcript of the gene PARVG, whose product is annotated as parvin gamma. Bases 36 to 1007 code for a protein of 323 amino acids. Lineage: Eukaryota; Metazoa; Chordata; Mammalia; Eulipotyphla; Soricidae. Gene Ontology annotation, molecular function: actin binding. The transcript is spliced from 13 exons. Gene Ontology annotation, cellular component: focal adhesion; cytoplasm; actin cytoskeleton. The record is from RefSeq and is a predicted model, not a curated record. Gene Ontology annotation, biological process: cell projection assembly; substrate adhesion-dependent cell spreading; actin cytoskeleton organization.
UCUCUCCGCAGGAGACGUGCCCAGCCAGGGAGAAGAUGGAGCCCAAGUCCUCCAGCCCACUGCUGCCCCUGGAGCUGGGUCAGGCGGGGGAGGCCCCUCUGCCAGGAGAAAAGAAGAAAUUCCUGCCUCCCAUGUCUCGGGCAGAUCCCAAAUUUGAAGAGUUGCAAAAGGUGCUGAUCGAGUGGAUCAAUGCCCAGCUCCUGCCCGAGCACAUUGUGGUCAGGAGCCUGGAGGAGGACAUGUUCGAUGGCCUCGUCCUGCACCACCUUCUGCAGAGGCUGGCGGGGCUCCAGCUGGAGGUGGAGGAGAUGGCGCUGACUGCCUCCAGCCGCAGGCGGAAGCUGACGGUGGUCCUGGACGCCAUCAAUCGGAGCCUGCAGGUGGAGCAGCCGCCCAGGUGGAGCGUGGACGACAUCUUCAACAAGGACCUGCUGGCCACCUUGCAUCUGCUGCUGGCCCUGGCCGCACGCUUCCAGCCUGACCUCGCCCUCCCGAGCAACGUGCGGGUGGAGGUGAUUCUCAUGGAGAGCACCAAGAGUGGCCUGAAGUCGGAGAAACUGGUGGAACAACUGACGGGAAGCAGCCCAGAAAAGGACCAACCGUCAAGGGACGUCAUCGACGAGCUGUUCAAGCUGCCGCCCGAGAGAGUGAACGCCGUGAGGGAGGCCAUUGUGAACUUUGUGAACCAGAAGCUGGGCCGCCUGGGGCUGUCGGUGCAGAGCCUGGAGAGCCAGUUCGCAGACGGGGUCCUGCUGCUCCUGCUCAUCGGGCAGCUGGAAGGCUUCUUCCUGCACCUGAAGGAAUUCCACCUCACGCCCAGCUCGCCGGCCGAGAUGCUGCACAACGUGCGUCUGGCGCUGGAGCUGCUGAAGGAGAAGGACCCUCUGGGGGUCCCCGUCAGCCCCGAAGACAUCGUGAAUGGGGACCCCAGAAGCACACUGUGGGUGCUGUAUGGCCUCUUCUGCAGACACCACCCUCGAGAGCCCCCGGCCGAACUCCCCAGUUAG